Molecule: messenger RNA, 2043 nt
Organism: Chrysoperla carnea
Lineage: Eukaryota; Metazoa; Arthropoda; Insecta; Neuroptera; Chrysopidae
Exons: 3
Coding region: 1-2034 (677 amino acids)
Source: RefSeq, a predicted model, not a curated record
AUGUUGACAAGAGAAAAUACGAAUUUGUGUGUAAUCGAACAACUAAUUAAUAAACCAUUCUUAGAUCGACCAAAAGAUGAACAAGAUGAAAUAAUCAAAACCGGACGUCCCACACCGAUAAUGCCAAAUUUAACAAAAAAAUAUCAUAAUACAAAUCGACAUUUCAACAAUCGACAUUACGUUCGUUACGAAUGGCUAACAGGAAGUAUAAAGUUAAAUAAACUAUUCUGUUGGUAUUGUUUAUUAUUCGAGGAUCGUAAAAAAGAUAAAUGCAAAUAUUUAUGGGCAUCUGUUGGAUACAGUGAUAUGAGGCAAUUAGUGAUGGCAGCCACUCGACAUGCCUUGUCGCAAAACCAUCAUAAGCAUAUGAUCGAAUAUCAUAAAUUCCAAGAUAGGUUCAACAUUCCAGUUCCAAAACAAUCGAAUAUUAUAAAAAAGACAAGCGUACAUAAAUGUACUAUCAAUCAGAUCUUAGGAUCUCCCUUUUUAGAUCGGUCUAUGAAAGAACAAUUAGAAAUAUAUCAUAAUGGUCGACCUACACCACCAAUGCCGUUACUAUUUAACUACGAUUUAAAAACGAAUACCAAAGUAGGGUUUCAAACAGAGAACUACAUAAAAUACAAAUGGAUGGCUGGAAGUCAAAAAUUAAAUCGUUUAUACUGUUGGUCGUGUUUAUUAUUCGCGGAUCCAUCAUUAAAUGAAGAAUGGAUCUCAAUAGGAUUUAAUAAAAUGGAUGCAUUUGAGAAAUCGGUUCAUGAUAUAACAAUCGAUAAUUUUUUAAGUACAGAAAUUCAUGAAAAACAUUUAGAAUGUGAUUCUGAUGAUGAUUUCGAAUCAUUUAUCGAUAAUGUAUCGAUCAAUCCGAAUAUUAUUGAUUCAAAUAAUGUUCAAGAUUAUUUAAAUAAAUAUGAAUGUAUUAUACAACAAAUUGUAACAAAUAAUUUUGUAAAUUUUUCGGAAGAUUUACAAAAACAAAUACUUGCAAACGGACGUCCAACGCCUGAUACUUCACAAUUUUCGAAAUUAGGUGACACGUUCUUCAAUAAAUAUUCUUGGCUCACAGCAAGUAUACAAACAUUCAAAUAUUAUUGUUGGCACUGUUUGUUAAUGAAAGAACCAUACGAUACAAAUUUUUGGGGUGAAGAAGGUAUACCAUAUGCUAAAAAUCUACCAAAUCGUAUUGAAAAACAUACAAAAUCUAAUAUACAUAUAAUAUGUACAUCUAAAUACAUUGAGCUCUUAACAAAAUUUGAAAUAACCGUCGGAUCUUUAACGAAAAAUCAAUCCGUUAACGAUGACGAUGAAGAAAACUCAUUCUUAGAAAAAUACAAAGAUUCGAAUUGUAUAGUUAUACAAUUAUUACGACAUAAAUUUGAAAGUCGAACAAACGAUGAACAAAAGACAAUUAUAAAAAAUGGGAGGCCUACACCAGCAAAUUUGGUUCGUCUAGAAUGUUAUCAAAAAUAUGAAUGGCUUUGUGGUAGCCAAAUAUUAAAUAAAUUAUUUUGCUGGAAUUGUUUAUUAUUUGGAAAAUCAACAUGGGGUCGUGAAGGAGUAUCAAAUAAUUUAAAAAUAACGGACGCAUUAAAAAAACAUGAUAACUCAAUGAAUCACAAGCAUUGUCUCGCAAAAUAUCAAACGUUAUCGAACACUCGUUGUUUAAUAAACGAAUUAUUAGGGCGUCCAUUUUGUAAUCGCACAUUACAAUCACAAAUCGAAAUCAUUAAAAAUGGUAAAUUAACACCUGGAAUGCAAGGGGAACAGUUUAUUGAAAAUUUUGACACAUUUAAUUAUGUGAAAUAUCAAUGGUUAACUGGAAGUAUAAAAUUAUGUAAAUUAUUUUGUUGGCCAUGUUUAUUAUUUGCUGAUCCUGAAUCCACAAAUGUUUGGAUACAAACUGGUUUUGGUCAAUUACAGAAGUUGGAUUUAUCAGCUUGCGAACAUCAAAUUUCUGAUAUUCAUAAGGAAAUGGUCAAAAAGUUGGAUACUUUUAAAAAAAUGUACUGCGAUAACGAAUUAUUAAGUGUUAAUUAAUGUGAAACU